This is a messenger RNA of Mastomys coucha (southern multimammate mouse), 4350 nucleotides long. RefSeq names its product MINDY lysine 48 deubiquitinase 2 (gene Mindy2). The record is from RefSeq and is a predicted model, not a curated record. Lineage: Eukaryota; Metazoa; Chordata; Mammalia; Rodentia; Muridae. The transcript has 9 exons. The coding region runs from base 225 to 1937 and encodes 570 amino acids. Gene Ontology annotation, cellular component: cytosol; cell periphery. Gene Ontology annotation, biological process: protein K48-linked deubiquitination. Gene Ontology annotation, molecular function: cysteine-type carboxypeptidase activity; K48-linked deubiquitinase activity; cysteine-type deubiquitinase activity.
CCGGUGUGGGUCCGGGCGCCUCACGGAGCGCGGUCACGCGGAGGCACGCUCCGAGAGAGCAGGCGAGCGCGCGCGCGCGCUCCCGCCGCCCUCCACGGUGACGUGCCUGGCCGAGGCCGCGCUAGGGCGCUGGAGCUGCUACAGAGCGGCUGUCAUGGCGUCGGAGGCGCUAGCAGAGGAGAGCCGGCCGCGGUGUCUAUAGGACCAGGGGCGGGCGGCCGGGGAUGGAGAACGGCCCUGACAGCCCACAGCCUCUGGAACUCGGGGUGGCGGCCGGGCGAGUGUCGCCACCCGAAGGGCGACGACACGGCGGGCGCGAGGCUGAAGAUGGUCCGGCUGGACGCGCGGUGGACAGCGGCGGGCAGGGGGCGGCGGCAGCGCGGAGCAGCCUCGGGGACCCGACGUCCCCUUCGCAGCAAGGAUGCGGCGUGGGCUCGGACUUGAAGGACAGCGCGUCGUCGAGCCCUGCCGCCUCGGAGGCGCCUUCAAGAGGGCAGCGCAAGGUGACCGCCUCCCCGGAGCUGGCCGAGGCCGCGGCGGGCCGAGGGUCGGGGCCAGUGGACGACACCGGCACCUGCAGGGUGGAGCAGGCGGCGGAGGAGCCCAGCAGCACCGGCGCCCUGAGCAGCAGCUGCAGCGAGCCGAGCCCCCCUGGGGACUCACCCAGCUUGGACUCCCUGGAGUCUUUCUCCAACCUGCAUUCUUUCCCCAGUAGCUCUGAGUUCAAUAGUGAAGAGGGAGCAGAGACCAGGGUCCCCGAGGACGUGGAGGAGGGCGCGGCGGGGCCGCCCAGGGCUGCACCUCUAUGCAAAGAGGAGGAGGAGGACCCGGCUCAGGUGCUGGCGGCCUCCAAAGAACGCUUUCCCGGACAGUCUGUGUAUCACAUCAAAUGGAUCCAGUGGAAAGAGGAGAACACGCCCAUCAUCACCCAGAAUGAGAAUGGACCCUGCCCUUUGCUGGCCAUCCUCAAUGUUUUGCUUCUCGCCUGGAAGGUGAAACUUCCACCAAUGAUGGAAAUCAUAACUGCGGAGCAACUGAUGGAAUAUUUAGGUGAUUACAUGCUUGAGGCAAAGCCAAAAGAAAUCUCAGAAAUUCAACGUGUAAAUUAUGAACAGAAUAUGAGUGAUGCUAUGGCGAUCUUGCACAAACUGCAGACAGGCCUGGACGUGAAUGUCAGGUUCACUGGGAUUGAUGACAUUGUAAAAGCUGUUGGCAACUGCAGCUACAACCAACUGGUAGAGAAGAUCAUCUCCUGUAAGCAGUCAGACAACAGCCAGUUGGUUAGUGAAGGCUUUGUAGCUGAGCAGUUUCUAAACAAUACAGCCACUCAACUGACGUACCAUGGAUUAUGUGAACUGACUUCAACGGUUCAGGAAGGAGAACUCUGUGUGUUCUUUCGGAAUAAUCAUUUUAGCACCAUGACAAAAUACAAGGGUCAACUGUAUUUGUUGGUAACAGACCAGGGGUUUCUUACUGAAGAAAAAAUUGUCUGGGAAAGCCUCCACAAUGUAGAUGGUGAUGGAAAUUUCUGUGACUCAGAAUUCCACCUUCGGCCUCCUUCAGAUCCUGAGACUGUAUACAAAGGUCAACAAGACCAAAUAGAUCAGGACUACCUUAUGGCACUGUCACUGCAACAAGAACAACAGAGUCAAGAAAUCAAUUGGGAGCAAAUCCCAGAAGGAAUCAGUGACUUGGAGCUGGCAAAGAAACUCCAGGAAGAGGAGGACCGACGGGCCUCUCAGUACUACCAGGAGCAGGAGCAGGCUCAGGCUGCUGUGGCUACCAUCACCCCUUCCACACAGGCCCAGCAGGACCCGCCAGCACAAGCCUCUCCAUCAAGUAUAAAACAGCCUGGGAAUAGUGAACGGAAGCGCAAGGAACCUCGGGAAAAAGACAAAGAGAAAGAAAAGGAAAAAAAUAGCUGCGUGAUUUUGUAGGGAAUGGCUGGCGUUUGUGGGAACCACCUAUGCAGAUGACGGAAAGGAAGACCCAGUACCUACCGUCUGUGCCUGAUCUCCCAAUGGAUUUUGCUCAUGUUUUCCAGGGGAAGGUUGUUAUUUUGUUACAAUCAACUUUUUCAAGUUACACAAUACACUCUUUAUGAGCUGGAGUUUUAUGUUACAAGUUGGAAAUGUUGUAUGUUGUCACUGUAGCCAAAUGAGUAUAUCACUCCUAUUUUGUGUCUAGUGACAUUGCAACUCCAAUCAGUUAGUAAGCUACUGUGUUCUGUGUGACAAUGGAUGGAGGUCACUGAAUGAGUUUGAUCCUUCUCAAGAUGUAAUUAUUAGCACAACUAUUUCUGAAAUUUUACGUUGUUAAAUUAUGUUCUAAUCCAUAAGAAAUGAGGAGUUUAAUAUAGGGGAGGGGAACGCAGGAAUAAUGACCCUUCAUUGUACAUUGAACUGGUUCAGCCCUUGAGCAGCUUUACCUUUCUUUAGUAAUGUACAUUUUAGCUAUUAUCUUGAGAACUGAUAAUGGAGCUUGGAUCCAAUUUAGAUAGAAAAAAUAUUUUUUAUUUUCCAAUAGCAAAAAAAAAAAAAAAAAAAAAAAAUACAUGAUACUAAUACUUAUAACCUAUCCAGAUGAGAUACUGACUUUGUAGUGCUGUGAGAUGUUGAAGAAUUUCAACACCUUCAGAGCCUGAAUGGUGGCUUCUGUUUGAUAAGGAUGUAAUACAUGAGUGAGGAGAAGACCACACUCAGGUUUAGCCUUGUAAAUAUAAGGACAGAGAAGAGCAAAGUUCACUGUCUACCUUUUUCUAGAAUUACCUUGAACCUUAAAUUUUAAAUCAUGUUUAUUGCUAGAAAAUUAAGCAUAGUUAUUUAAACCAAUAAAAAGCACAUUUCUGAAGGAGAGUUAAUCUCUUGACUCUAAUGAAAAGAUAUUAAUAAAAUUCUAAACAUAGGUAGGAAUCUGAAGGAAUUUAUGUAAAAGCAAUCAGUUUUUUUAACUUAUGAGAACCAAAUAAACCUAAGACAUCUUACAUUAUUUAUAGGAUUCUGAAAGAAUAUUUACUCAGCUUUGUGAUGAGGCAGCACAUAUUGUAUUUCUAGAUACAAUUUGGAAAACUAUCCUUAACAUGCUUUUUUAUAUACUUUGUAUUUAGAAUUUGUUUCAGUCAUUUUUGAAGAUUAUUGCCAGUGCACGUAGCUGUGUAAUUUAUCCUAAACCUUAGUAAAUUUUAUUCAGGAGCAUCACAGAUUGAACAUCCAGUUAGAGAAUAUUCCUUGUGGUCUGGAGGCAACGAAAGACUACCAAAAGAAAAUAGUGUAGAGUUUAAGACUAUUGUCAUUGAUGUUUUCCAUGAUCCCAAACCAGCCAUAGGCUAAAUAUAUAUGUAAAAGGUAGAGUUUUAUUUAUGAAAAGUAUUGUUCUAAGAGGACAAAACCUUCAGGGCCAUGCUGCAUCCUUCUGUCCUUCUAUGUUACGUGUCUACUUAUGUCCUUUGUUGUUUCUUCAGAUUUUCUAUACUAGCAUGGGGACUAAUCAGGGAACCUGCCUGUGGUAUAAAAUUUGUGUAUAAAAUACCUGGUAAGUCUCUUAAUUCCAACCUAGAGUGAGUAUGAAUUGUCAGAGAUCAGACCCCAUUGGGUGGACUGACCUCAGCAUAAACACCCAUGAUUGUGCUCUGCUGAUUGGAGGAGAAAGUUCAAACCUCAGAGUUUGCUUUUCCCAGAAACAAUAAACCUUGAGUAAUUGUAAAAAGUAUGCUUGAGGCAUAUUUUUCCAUAAUUAUAUUGCUAUUGCCCUUGAAUAUUUUGUUAUUGCCCUUGAAGAAUCUAUAUAUAAAAGUUAAUGUUAUUUUUUACUAUCUCACUUUUUCCAAAGAUAAUACUGCCAAUACUGCGUUCCCUUUAAAAGAGGAAAAAAGAAAAGAACAACACACACACACACACACACACACACAGCUCACUGAAAACCAUCAGCAUUGCUGUCAGAGAAAGAGUCAACGCAUACUUAAGAUCAGCAAAGCACUGUGUUUGUUCAUCCAACCUGUUCUUAUGUGAGGUUUCCAAGUUGGGCUUGGCUACAUUCCUGGAAUUCAGUUGGAUAUGACAAGAGUCAUAUCAAACUUAGAUGUUUGUUUUGAUUACUGUGGAAGAGGUUAAAUGUUUGACUCUAUUAAAACAAAUUUCUGAGAUAUGCUUUCCUGUCCUUGAAGGCUUGUCAAGGUUCUAAACUGCCAUGUAUUUAUUUCCUAUGUUUUGCUCAAGGUAGCAAGUGAUAUUCAGCAUAUUAUUGCUUAUUUGGGUAAAUAGUACUUUGAAAAUGAUAUUUUGAGGGAUUUUUUUCCCUUACAUUACUUUGUAAUACUUGACAUUGUUAUAUAUAUAUUGCUAACAGAUGUUA